AUGGCCCGGGCGCCCGCGCUCGCCCCGCUCCUGCCCCCGCUCCUGCUCCUGCUCGCGCAGCUCCUGGCAGCCACUGGGGCACAGAAAGUGGGACUCCCAGGCCCCCCCGGCCCCCAAGGGCCACCCGGAAAGCCCGGCCAGGAUGGCAUCGAUGGAGAAGCCGGUCCUCCGGGUCUGCCCGGGCCCCCGGGACCAAAGGGGGCCCCAGGAAAGCCGGGGAAACCAGGAGAGGCUGGGCUGCCGGGACUGUCGGGUGUGGACGGUCUGACCGGGAGAGAUGGACCCCCUGGACCCAAGGGUGCCCCUGGGGAACGGGGAAGCCUGGGACCCCCGGGGCCACCCGGGCUGGGGGGCAAAGGCCUCCCUGGACCCCCCGGAGAGGCAGGAGUGAGUGGCCCCCCAGGUGGGAUCGGCCUCCGAGGCCCCCCGGGACCUUCUGGGCUCCCCGGCCUCCCUGGCCCCCCAGGACCUCCCGGACCCCCUGGACACCCAGGAGUCCUCCCUGAAGGCGCUGCUGACCUCCAGUGCCCGAGUAUCUGCCCGCCAGGCCCCCCAGGGCCCCCAGGAAUGCCAGGGUUCAAGGGACCCACUGGCUACAAAGGCGAACAGGGGGAAGUAGGCAAGGAUGGAGAGAAGGGUGACCCCGGCCCCCCUGGGCCUGCCGGCCUCCCAGGCAGCGUGGGGCUGCAGGGCCCCCGGGGAUUACGAGGACUGCCAGGGCCGCUCGGGCCCCCUGGGGACCGGGGUCCCAUCGGGUUCCGAGGGCCGCCUGGGAUCCCAGGAGCACCCGGGAAGGCGGGUGACCGAGGCGAGAGGGGCCCAGAAGGGUUCCGUGGCCCCAAGGGUGACCUUGGCAGACCUGGUCCCAAGGGAACCCCCGGAGUGGCCGGGCCAAGUGGAGAGCCGGGCAUGCCAGGCAAGGACGGCCGGAAUGGUGUGCCAGGACUUGAUGGCCAGAAGGGAGAGGCUGGUCGCAACGGUGCUCCGGGAGAGAAGGGCCCCAACGGGUUGCCAGGCCUCCCCGGACGAACAGGCUCCAAAGGCGAGAAGGGAGAACGGGGCAGAGCUGGGGAGCUGGGUGAGGCCGGCCCCUCCGGAGAGCCUGGUGUCCCUGGAGACGCUGGCAUGCCCGGGGAACGCGGCGAGGCUGGCCACAGGGGCUCAGCGGGGGCCCUUGGCCCACAAGGCCCUCCCGGAGCCCCUGGUGUCCGAGGCUUCCAGGGCCGGAAGGGCAGCAUGGGAGACCCUGGCCUUCCAGGCCCCCAGGGCCUCCGGGGUGACAUGGGCGACCGGGGUCCUGGAGGUGCUGCAGGACCUAAGGGAGACCAGGGCAUUGCAGGUUCCGACGGUCUUCCUGGGGAUAAAGGAGAACAGGGUCCUAGCGGCCUGGUUGGACCCAAAGGAGAGUCUGGCAGUCGAGGGGAGCUGGGCCCCAAAGGCAUCCAGGGUCCCAACGGCACCAGCGGUGUUGAGGGUGUCCCUGGCCCCCCUGGUCCUCUGGGCCUCCAGGGCAUCCAGGGUGUUCCUGGCAUCACAGGAAAGCCGGGCGUUCCGGGGAAGGAGGCCAGCGAGCAGCGCAUCAGGGAGCUGUGUGGGGGGAUGAUCAGUGAACAAAUUGCACAGUUAGCCGCGCACCUAAGGAAGCCUUUGGCACCGGGAUCCAUUGGCCGGCCCGGUCCAGCUGGCCCCCCUGGGCCCCCCGGGCCUCCGGGCUCCAUUGGUCACCCUGGCGCUCGAGGACCCCCCGGAUACCGCGGUCCCACUGGGGAGCUGGGAGACCCCGGGCCCAGAGGAAACCAGGGUGACAGAGGGGACAAAGGCGCGGCGGGAGCAGGGCUGGACGGGCCUGACGGAGACCAGGGGCCCCAAGGACCCCAAGGCGUGCCCGGCAGCAGCAAAGACGGCCAGGACGGUGCUCCCGGUGAGCCUGGGCCUCCCGGGGACCCGGGGCUUCCAGGCGCCGUCGGGGCCCAGGGGACUCCGGGGAUCUGUGACACCUCAGCCUGCCAAGGAGCCGUGAUGGGAGGGGUCAGGGAAAAAUCUGGCUCUAGAAGCUCAUAAAAUCCAUCGGAAGGAAGCAAGCAAGUGACGAGGACGCCUGACAAAGCAGAGUGGCCACCAAGGAGCGGGCGGUGUGGCAGGCUGGCCACGUCCGGGAGAGCGGGCUGCCGCCCAAGAGCGUGCCUCAGGAGGCCCGCAGCUAAUCCAGUCUGCAAGCCCAGCGCUUGCAAGAAGGCAGGGUGUAUAUAUAGAAUGUUUGUACAAUUCCGUGAGAUGAAACAUCUUCAGUAACUUGUUUACAUAGCAUUGUGUAAAGACUAUGAUCUCAUCCCAAUAAAACGAUACAUUAAAUCUUCAGAUUAA
This is a messenger RNA of Sapajus apella (tufted capuchin), 2364 nucleotides long. It is a transcript of the gene COL9A3, whose product is annotated as collagen type IX alpha 3 chain. The record is from RefSeq and is a predicted model, not a curated record. NCBI's taxonomy places the organism in Eukaryota, Metazoa, Chordata, Mammalia, Primates, Cebidae. The transcript is spliced from 32 exons. Bases 1 to 2061 code for a protein of 686 amino acids.